UUGUACUAACAGCCAUUUAUCCCUGUGUGCUGUGUGUCUGUUGCUGUCUGUAGUGUGUCUGUAAACGGCUGUAAACCCUGGGAAUAUCACCUCCUCUCAUGGAAUACCUGGGAUCCGUGAAUCUCCCCUCGCGACCGGCCAACUGACGUCCCAAAGUGUGUGUUUCUCCCCGGGAUGUGAGCGCCUGAACCCGGGAGCACGUUGACGGUUAUCCGCCAGUUUGGGAGCUAAUCAUAACCGUUCUUUUUUAAACUGGGAUUACUGGGACAUUUAUACAUGAACGGUGGUCGGAUACGGAUUUCAAACGGGGAGGCGAUGUGGGGAGCAGGGUGGCGGCGCCGGGUCCAGCCCUGAGGAGGCGUCCUGCGGCUGGGAGGAGCGCGGCCCUCCUCUGGCCCCCCUGUGGAGCUCCGGGGCGCUCACACUAAGAUGUCCCUCAGCAGCGGCCCUGCAGGCGGGAAAGGACUCGACUCCAACGCGGUGGACACGUACGACAGCGGCGACGAGUGGGAUAUCGGAGUGGGAAACCUAAUAAUCGACCUGGACGCCGACUUGGAAAAGGACAAACUGGAAAUGUCGAGUAGUAAAGAGGGAGGAGGCAUGGCGGCCCCCCCACAAAGCGCCGUGGCUACUUUACCGGAGAAUAUAAAGUUUGUUAGCCCGGUAGCCGCCGCGGCCGCUCAGGGCAAAGAAAGCAAAUCCAAAUCAAAGCGUAGUAAAAACUCUAAAGACAGCGUGAAGGCGCCGGGACCAGACGCCAAGAAGGAGGUUCUGGUUCCCCCGCAGAACUCAACCCCUACGAAGGGAACGGACAAGUCAAAUAAACCCUCCCGCACACCCCCCGCGGUGAAAAAGGACAAAGACGGGGUGUCGGGGAAAUCUAAGAAGGAGAAAAUGGAGGCGGUGGUUGUUUCUGUCAACGCAGAGAAGGAGGUUCCAGUCCCUCGCAGCGGACUUUCCUUCGAGGGACAACUGAUCCCGGAUCUGUCUGCCGUCGAGCAGCAGAUCGGGAACGUGAGUCUGGACUCGGCGGGGAUUGGACAGCCCGUCGCCAUGACGACAGAGCAGCAGCAGCAGCAGCAGCAGCAGCAGCAGCAGGAGGAGGAAGUGGACAACGGGGAGUGUCGAAGUCUGAAGAAAGUGGGCGGAGUGAAGAUGGAGUCUCCGAUCUCCACGCCGGCUCCUCCUCCGCUCCACCCCCUCGUCUCGGGGUCCGGCGGGGACAUCUCGUCCCCCUGCGAGCAGCUGAUGGUCCGGACGCGCUCGGUGGCCGUGAACACAGCCGACGCCGCGCUCGCCACGGAGCCCGAGUGCCUGGGACCCUGUGAGCCAGGCACCAGCGUCAACCUGGAGGGCAUCGUGUGGCAGGAGACGGAGGACGGCAUGCUGGUGGUGAACGUCACCUGGAGGAACAAGACGUACGUCGGGACCCUGCUGGACUGCACCAGACAUGACUGGGCCCCCCCGAGGUUCUGCGAGUCUCCCAGCAGUGACGUGGAGAUGCGCGGCGGUCGAGGUCGUGGGAAGCGGAUUCGACCCGGCAGCAACACGCCGCUCAACGACAACAGCAACUCCUCCGACAAUAAAGGGAGCGGCAGCAGUAAGACGCGCGGUGGCGGCAGCGCGGCGGCGGCUAACAGCAAAGGGCGGCGAGGCAGCCAGACGGCCAUGUUGGGAGGAACUGAAGCUAGUCCAUCUUCCAACAAGAGGAAAAACAAACCCGCGUCCGACAUGGAACCAACUUCCAGCUCCGAGGACACAAAGGCCUCUAAACGAAUGAGGACAGACUCCACCGGUAACGCUCUCCCACUUCCUGGAGGAAAACCGGAUUCCCUUCCUCCUCCAAUGUUGGAUUGCCCCUCCCCCGUCCUCAUCGACUGCCCUCACCCCAACUGCAACAAGAAGUACAAGCACAUGAACGGGCUGAAGUACCACCAGGCGCGGGCGCACAACGACCACGACGUUCAGGACGUGGACAGCGAGUACGGAGACGAUGUUCUAACCCACUCUGACGCUCCUGGUUCUUGUAACGGAGCCGCCGCCAUUUCUCCCGCUCGCUCAACGACUCCUAAAGGACGGGGGUUCGACGCGCCUUCGCCCUCGCCGGGAAGGAUGAAGGUGAGGAAGAAGGAGGCGGAGAUGGAUGCGGAGUUGGAGGAGGAAGGGGCGUGUCUUACGGACGAGGCAAGCAACGACGGGUUGGACGACAGGAAGUCCAGGAAGACGACGGGAGGCGGAAAACCUGAUAAAGUGACUCAGAAAGGCGUGAAACCCGGACGUCCUUCCGCCGCCUCCCCUUCCCCUUCUUACGCCUUACAGAACACUUCCCCCGCCUCCUCCGUGGUGCAGCAGCCAAUCCCCAAGAGCUCCGCCUCCAGCCCUGGCCCCACCCCCACCAAGGACAAGAAGAAGAAGAAGAAGAGGGAGGGAGGCAGGGAAGGAGACAGUCCUAAAGGAAAGGGAGGAGGGAAUAGAGAGGAGGAUUCUCCGGACUCCCUUCUGAACGGAUCGGAGCAUCAGAAUCGUUUGGCGAGCAUCAAAGCGGAGGCGGAUAAGGUUUACAGUUUCUCCGACACGGCGCCCAGCCCCUCGCUCGGCCGGGGGGAGGGGGGGCACCUGAACGGGGCCGAAACAGGAAGCCCCGCCUACUCGGACAUCUCCGACGCCGGGGAGGACGGGGAGGCGAGGACGGGGGAGGUGAAGGUGAAGACGGAGCCCGACCAGGCGCCGCGAGAAGGUGCUAAGAAGACCCUGUUCCCCCCCCAGCCGCCCGGGAAGGACUACUACCCAAACUACGACUCGUAUUACUCCCCCACGUACCCCAACGCCAGCCCUGCCGCACCCCCCCUCAUGGAGGGUGUCCAGGUGAAGAAGGAGGAGGAGUCGGAGGUGGAGCCUCUGGAGGACAGGAAGCAGGACCCUCAGCAGGACCCUCAGCAGCCGUCUGUGAUCCAGCCGCGCUCCAACAUGUACGCGCAGCAGCUUUACUACAACCAGUACUACGUGCCCCCCUACUCCUACCCCCCCGACCAGAACUACCACGCCCACCUGCUGGCCUCCAACCCCGCGUACCGACAGCAGCACGACAACAAGAAGGCCUCGCUGCCCCCCCCCACGCUCUCCAGAGCCCCCAGCCUCUCAGACCUGGGGGGCAGCAAGGGGGGCCCCAAGCCAAAAGAGCCCAAAGAGCCCAGAGAGCCCAGAGAGCCUAGAGAGCUGAAGGAGCCUAGAGAGAUGAAGGAGCUGAAGGAGCUGAAGGAGCUGAAGGACCCUCGAGACCCUCGAGAAACCCCCCAGGUAACUGCAGAGGGCAAAUCUGUGAUCAUGUCGAAAGGCGAGGAGCAGAAAGUCCCGCCUCCUCCAGCCGCUGCCGUCCAACCAGAAGGCCUGAAGAUGAAGCUGAGUGAAGCAGGGCAUCAUGGGAAAGAAGAGGGGGGGAAACAGGGAGGAGUGGAGCCCGCCAUGUGGUACAGACAGGAGCCGGACUCUCGCCUCUGGCCCUAUGUUUAUCCCAACAAAUACCCAGAAGCCCCAAAGCCUCAGGAGGAGGAGAGAGAGCGAGAGAGAGAGAGGGAGAGGAAAGGAAAGGAGGAGCGAUCGAGACCUAAAGAGCACCAGAAGGAGAAGGAGGAGGUGAAGGAGGAGGUGAAGGAGGGUGAUCACCGAGGGGGGGGUAAGGAGGCGCGCCCCCCGCCCCCUCCCCAGAUGCAGUUCUCCUCCCCUAUGCCCCAGCAUCACCAGGGUUACCUGCCCUACAUGCCGGGGCCGUACGCCUACAGCCACGGGUACGAGGGGGCGGGGCACCCGGGGUUCAGAGGCCUGCCCUCCGUCAUGAUGCAGAACUACCCCGGCUACCUGCCGGCCGGCUACUCGUUCCCUUCCUACGGGGGGAAGGCUGCGGGGGCGGAGGAGGGGGAGAAAGCCUCCAGGUCCAGCCCCACCGUGAAGCCCCCCCCCGCAGAGAACAAAGCUCUGGAGCUGCUGCAGCAACACGCCAGCCAGUACAAGAGCAAAUCCCCCUCAGUGCAGGACAACAAGCCCCAAGAGAGGGAGAGGGAGGGGCCCCGGAACUCCCCCUCCCAACGCAUGCUGCCCUCCCACCAUCACCUGGGGUACCCUCUGCUGGGGGGGCAGUACGACCUGUCCUACGCCUCAGGUCUCUCGUCUUCAGCCAUCGUCGCCAGUCAGCAGGCGUCGGCCCCGUCCAUGUACCCCCCCCCACGGAGGUGAGAACGGCACACCUGAUUGGCCGCCCGGAGUCAUGUGACUGGAUCACAUGAGGAAGCAUCUGUGUUUCUACAUCAGUUCAAUGGUGUUUGUGUGCGUUUGAUUUCUCCGCCUGGACGUCCAGCACAACACCCCCCGCCCCCCCCCCCCCCCCCCCCCCCCCCAACACACACACACACACACACACUGCUGAGACUCCAGGGGGUCCAGUUCAGCGGACUACUGGUUCCAAUGGUCCUGGAGGUCCUUCUAAAGCCUGAGGUCCUACUGGUUCCAAUGGUCCUGAUGGUCCUUCUAAAGCCUGAGGUCCUACUGGUUCCAAUGGUCCUGAUGGUCCUUUUAAAGCCUGAGGUCCUACUGGUUCCAAUGGUCUCCAAUGGUUCUGAUGGUCCUGCUAAAUCCAGAAGAAAUCAUGAGGUCCUUCUGGUUCCAAUUGUUCUCAUGGUUCUCAUGAUCCUUCUAAAGCCGGAGGUCCUGCUGUUUCCAAUGGUUCUAAUGGUCUCCAAUGGUUCCAAUGGUCUCCAAUGGUCUCUAAUGGUUCCAAUGGUCUCUACUGGUUCCAAUGGUCUCUAAUGGUUCCAAUGGUCUCUACUGGUUCCAAUGGUCUCUAAUGGUUCCAAUGGUCUCUACUGGUUCCAAUGGUCUCUAAUGGUUCCAAUGGUCUCUACUGGUUCCAAUGGUUCCAAUGGUCUCUAAUGGUUCCAAUGGUCUCUACUGGUUCCAAUGGUCUCUAAUGGUUCCAAUGGUCUCUACUGGUUCCAAUGGUCUCUACUGGUUCCAAUGGUCUCCAAUGGUUCCAAGGGUCUCUAAUGGUUCCAAUGGUCUCUACUGGUUCCAAUGGUCUCUAAUGGUUCCAAUGGUCUCUACUGGUUCCAAUGGUCUCUAAUGGUCUCCAAUUGUUCCAAUGGUCUCUAAUGGUUCCAAUGGUCUCUUAUGGUUCCAAUGGUUCCAAUGGUCUCUAAUGGUCUCCAAUGGUCUCUAAUGGUCUCUACUGGUUCCAAUGGUCUCCAAUGGUCUCUAAUGGUUCCAAUGGCCUCUACUGGUUCCAAUGGUCUCCAAUGGUCUCUAAUGGUUCCAAUGGCCUCUACUGGUUCCAAUGGUCUCUAAUGGUUCCAAUGGUCUCUAAUGGUUCCAAUGGUCUCUAAUGGUUCCAAUGGUCUCUACUGGUUCCAAUGGUCUCUACUGGUUCCAAUGGUCUCCAAUUGUUCCAAUGGUCUCUAAUGGUUCCAAUGGUCUCCAAUGGUCUCCAAUUGUUCCAAUGGUCUCUACUGGUUCCAAUGGUCUCCAAUGGUCUCCAAUGGUCUCCAAUGGUCUCUAAUGGUCUCUAAUGGUUCCAAUGGCCUCUACUGGUUCCAAUGGUUCCAAUGGUCUCCAAUGGUUCCAAUGGUCUCUAAUGGUUCCAAUGGUCUCUAAUGAUCUCUAAUGGUUCCAAUGGUCUCUAAUGGUUCCAAUGGUCUCCAAUGGUUCCAAUGGUCUCUACUGGUUCCAAUGGUCUCUACUGGUUCCAAUGGUUCUGAUGGUCUCCAAUGGUUCCACUGGUUCCAAUGGUCUCUAAUGGUUCCAAUGGUCUCUACUGGUUCCAAUGGUCUCUAAUGGUUCCAAUGGUCUCUACUGGUUCCAAUGGUCUCCAAUGGUUCCAAUGGUCUCUACUGGUUCCAAUGGUCUCUACUGGUUCCAAUGGUUCUGAUGGUCUCCAAUGGUUCCACUGGUUCCAAUGGUCUCUAAUGGUUCCAAUGGUCUCUACUGGUUCCAAUGGUCUCUAAUGGUUCCAAUGGUCUCUACUGGUUCCAAUGGUCUCUACUGGUUCUGAUGGUCCUUCUAAGUCCAGAGGUCCUUGUGGUUCUGGUGUGUUCCGUCUGAAGGACACAGAUGUUGCUGCUGUGACGGACGAGCAGCGGAGGGUCGGACAUUUUCUUUUUUUUUCUUUUUUUUUUUACAUAUCCUCGUUACAUUUCUGCGAGCGACCCCCAGACUUUACCUGCUCUGACCUUUGACCUCUGACCUCCACCUGGAAGUAUCUCAGCUUCACAGGAAAUAAAAACUAAUACUGUGGGUGGAGGAGAACGGACCAAUCAGAGCGCAGCCUCAGACUCCUCCUCCUCCUCAGUGUGUAGCUGUACUGUACUGUGUGUGUGUCUGCGUGUGUGUGUGUGUGUGUGUGCCUGUGUGUGUGUGUGUGUGUGUGUGUGUGUAAAUACUGUACAGAGGAAUUAUUUUAAAGAGCCUGUUGGAUGCUGUUGGAUUUCCUACUCUUCUUCUUCUUCUUCUUUUUGUCUGGUAGCCUCUGCCUCUGUUUUUCUACUGUUGUUGAUCUGAUAUUAAAUCUGUAGCUGGAGACCGGC
Molecule: messenger RNA, 6569 nt
Organism: Trematomus bernacchii (emerald rockcod)
Lineage: Eukaryota; Metazoa; Chordata; Actinopteri; Perciformes; Nototheniidae
Product: zinc finger protein 609-like
Exons: 11
Coding region: 430-4230 (1266 amino acids)
Biological process (GO): regulation of transcription by RNA polymerase II
Cellular component (GO): nucleus
Source: RefSeq, a predicted model, not a curated record